Messenger RNA from Bactrocera neohumeralis, 1623 nucleotides. It is a transcript of the gene CLS, whose product is annotated as probable cardiolipin synthase (CMP-forming). NCBI's taxonomy places the organism in Eukaryota, Metazoa, Arthropoda, Insecta, Diptera, Tephritidae. Gene Ontology annotation, molecular function: cardiolipin synthase activity. Gene Ontology annotation, biological process: cardiolipin biosynthetic process. The transcript has 5 exons. The record is from RefSeq and is a predicted model, not a curated record. Gene Ontology annotation, cellular component: mitochondrion; membrane. The coding region runs from base 271 to 1269 and encodes 332 amino acids.
CAAUUACGCAAAGAUCGCGAAAAUUUGGAGUAGGAAAAAUAAAAUUAUCCAAAUCACAUUGGCAGAUUUUUGUUCUGUCUAAUUUUAUCAAUUUUGAGUAUUUUUGUUUUUUUUUUAACAGCAACUAAAUUUUGUAUUUCAAACAAAUUAUGGAAUUUUGUAAAAAAAACAUAAAGUAGAAUGGAGUACUAUUAAAUAAUGAUCCAUAAUUAGGAUAUAUGUACACAUUUUUCACACCUUUAUCAAUUUAACGUACGAAUAAUUUGCAAAAUGCUACCAGCAACAAUAUUCAGGCAGGUGCAAUGCACCCGCAAUGGCCUAAGUAAAAACCUUACAGAUUUAGUAAUAGGUUUAAGUACAGCUGGGCCGCCAGCAAAUGGUGUUAACUGUUUAAAUCGAUAUGCCGCAGCGACAGGAUUUAUACGCAUUUCCUUUCUUGACUUCAACCAACAUCGGAACUGGGAUAUUGCGAGACUUCGUCAGUAUGCCGAUUCAAAAAAAAAGUCUCUGCAUUUGCGAACGUUACAAGGCCGUCAUCUACUUCAAGAUGUAAUAGAAAAAAAACGAGAAAUUUUUAUAGAGCGUAAAAAUGUGUUCGUGGAAGAUAUUCACAAAGUACAGGAGCGAGUACGGGAAAGAAUGGAGGAGGUUAUUGAACGUGAAAAUGUGCUAACCAUACCAAAUAUGUUAACAGUGGGGAGAGCAAUUUUGUCACCUUACAUUGGAUACGUUAUAGUGCAACAGGAUUAUAGACUAGCAAUGGGCUUACUUUUAGUAGCGGGCAUAACAGAUUUGUUAGAUGGUCAAAUAGCGAGAAGGUGGCCCAAUCAAGCAAGUAAAGCAGGUUCGUUCCUAGAUCCAAUGGCAGAUAAACUACUUAUUGGAUCGUUAGUUAUUUCAAUGGGACUUGGAAAGUUAUUACCUUGGUGGUUAGCAGGCACUGUUCUAUUUCGAGAUGUCUUCUUACUUGCAGCUGGUUUUGUCAUACGCUACAUUAGCUUACCACCACCGAAAACAUUUACUCGUUAUUUUGAUGCGACAUAUGUGACAGCGCAAUUAGAGCCUACACUUAUUAGCAAAAUCAAUACUGGUGUACAAUUAGCGACAAUUGGUAUAAGCUUGGGAGCUCCUAUAUGGAACUACAUCGACCACCCCGCGUUGCUUGGACUAUGGUAUGUAACUGGAGCAACUACUGUAGCAGCAGCUUUGAGCUACAUUUUAAACAAAAAUACUUUCAAAAUACUCAGAAAAGAAACAAAGAACACAUAGUACGCCAUAAGCUAUAAGUGGAAAUUAUUAUGGCCAACUCAAAACUUUAAUAUAAACCUUUGUUAGCUGCCUAGGCUACAGCGCCUUAUAAAUUUAGCAAAAUACUAUAUAAUAAGGGUUUGAAAUUUGGUAAAUUGGUAAGCUUUCACUUCCAUAAGAAAAAUAUUUUAUAUUCAUUUAUACUAUAUUAUUCAAUUCAAGGACUUGAAUACCAAUUUUAUGUGGUAAUUAUUUUAUAAAGUUAUUUAAGAAAAAUUGAGCUUUUUAAAUUGUAAACUAAUUCAUGUAUAUAUGUACAUAUAAACCUAUAAUUAAAAUGUUUAAUUAAAAAAGUGUUGAAUUGUGUUUAGUAAA